AUGCCGAGCUCUGCGAUUAUCAAGCAGCCUACCUAUCAAAUAGGUACGCUAUUUAAGGAUCGAACAGAAACGAAUGACCUCGAAGCCUUGGGACGAGCCGAAAAAUGCCUCAAACGCCUUGAGGGCACUCGAGCCAAGGGCCAUGAAGACGAAGACGAGGGCAAAGACGAUGGCGACACCUCUCCAGAGUCAGCCAAAGACAUUGACACUGGUAUAGCCGAGGAUAACGGCGAUGCUACUUCUAUUCCUUCUACAACUAACUCCAUACCCCUCGUAUCGCUGCCACUUCAAUUGCAAUACGACGAGAAAUUGAAAUGGAAAAAGGGAACAAAGCCUGAAGGCAAGAACUGGGCAUGGAGCGGAGUAGGAUUCCCUGACGACCCAUCCAUAAUAAUCGAGCCUUUUGAAGAAAAGACGUACAUCAACAACCAAGACCCCGCAGUCAUACAACUUGCUCAAGACAUCCUGGAUAUCAAGAGCAAACCUUCCUCCAGCAUCGCAGACUCUGAUUUCAAGUCAGAGACUGCCCUACACAGAACGAUCGAGACCUUUAAUCUCCACAACAGAGUGGUGGUAAAAGCGAUAUUCGAUGAAGCAUCCGUGGGUGAGGGUGGAUACUCAAAUUUGAGUACCUGCAAGGCAUUUGAGGCAGAAGUCAACAAAGGAGUUGGGCUUCAACCAGAUGUUCGUCUCGAACAAUAUAUUGCAGCACAUAUCCUGCUCUGUACGGGCGGCAGUAUUGGCGGGAAAACGAAUUAUCUAUGGCGAAAGGCUCGCAGUCUAGCCCAACAACAACUCCAUCUCAAUCCAAAGUUGGCAGAAAUUGCAGAAGAGCAGUUAAUGGCAGAUAAAGACCCUGCACUUGAAAAGAUGCUGAAGAUUGCCAAGAGAGCAAUCCCCAAUAGCUCCUCCAACUCCUACCACCAGAAAAGAAGAGACCAAUUUGCGGUUGACAACAGCGUAUUCUAUUACAUCAGGAAUGCCGAUAUCGUGAUGGUGUUAGACAAAAACACUAAUGUUAUCAGCUUCCAAUGCAACUACGCUAUCCGCCAGUUACUUGGUAAAGUAAUUCAACAAAUGAUUAUAGAUUCCUUUGAGAAGUACAGCACUCUGGCUGCAGUUCCUCUUCCAGAUAUUACCAGACACGGCCUUCAUUGGACGGAUUUCUUGCCGCAGAGUUCACAGUUCGACCCCAGAAACCCUGACGGCGAUAUUCGGAAAGCGAAGUCUGGUGUCUACCAUUUUGGCGGCCAUUGUGCGACAGCCGAUUGGAAUGGUAAAAGAUUUGGGGUAACACCAACUGCCGACUCUGGUGAGAGGUUGACUCAAUGGCCUCAUGUUGCGCAGCAGCAAGAGCAUCUCCGGUACAGCGCCUUGGGAGCUUGCAUUGAAGUUCUUAAAUUCUUCUUUCGGCUUCUGGACCCGGAGCUCCUAGAGGAAUACGAGAAGGUCGCUCGUGAGAUUGCGAAGCUCGAGAACAUCCCCUUCCAAACUAGGCGAGAUAUCGAUCCCUUCAUCAUCAAAGCUCUAUUGGUUAAUGUUAUGACGAAUGAGCACAAGGAUCUGAGCGAUUGGAAAUUCGGGUUUGCAGCCUUGGUACCUGUUGGUGAUUUCACAGGAGGAGAUUUACUUCUGCGGGAAUUGGGCCUCCGAAUUGAGGCACCAUCUGGAUGUAUUCAGUUCAUGCGUGGUCGUGAGCUGGCACACUCUAUUGCAAAAUGGGAGGGUAGACGAUUCGUUGUUGUAGCUGCGACUCACGAGGCUGUUAGGCGCUUUGCCCAGGAGCAGAUGGAGAGUACGCCAGAGGGGAAAUUGCCGUUACAGCGCGGAAGAAAACGAGACCACAAGGAGGUUGAUUGAUUCCGAAUUCCACAAAUAGCACAGCUAGAUACCAU
Molecule: messenger RNA, 1895 nt
Organism: Hyaloscypha bicolor E
Lineage: Eukaryota; Fungi; Ascomycota; Leotiomycetes; Helotiales; Hyaloscyphaceae
Exons: 2
Coding region: 1-1860 (619 amino acids)
Source: RefSeq, a predicted model, not a curated record